Molecule: messenger RNA, 1166 nt
Organism: Dioscorea cayenensis subsp. rotundata (Guinea yam)
Lineage: Eukaryota; Viridiplantae; Streptophyta; Magnoliopsida; Dioscoreales; Dioscoreaceae
Product: zinc transporter 1
Exons: 2
Coding region: 48-1040 (330 amino acids)
Biological process (GO): zinc ion transmembrane transport
Cellular component (GO): membrane
Molecular function (GO): zinc ion transmembrane transporter activity
Source: RefSeq, a predicted model, not a curated record
AACCAAGUAUAUAUCAGAGCUAGCUAGCUUCAAUCAAUCCUUCAUCGAUGGCUUCCAUUAUUAAGUACUCUUAUACAACGUUGUUUACUUUAUCCAUGAUAUUAUUAAUCUUCCAAGCUAGUGCUCAUGAAGGCCAUGAUCAUGGAGACAGUGAAGAAGAUGACAGUCAUGACAAACUUCAUGGAAGAUCACUCAUUCUAGUAAAGGUUUGGUGUCUUAUAAUCCUUCUAGUGAGCACCUUUGCAGGAGGUGUAUCACCUUACUUUCUCCGGUGGAAUGAGAGUUUUCUCCUUCUCGGCACGCAGUUCGCCGGAGGGAUCUUCUUAGGCACAUCUCUCAUGCAUUUCCUCGCUGAUUCAACAGAAAAUUUCGGCGAUCUCACCACCAAAAAUUAUCCAUUCUCCUUCAUGCUUGCUUCUUUUGGUUAUGUACUAACCAUGCUUGGAGACUGUAUAAUUCAUGCGGUGACUCAAAGCUCAGGCAGAGAAGCUAAAGUGCAAAUAGAGGAAGGGAGCAGUAUUAAUACAGAUCAAGUGGAAAAUCCACAUCUUGGUUUUGUUAGGACAACAUCAAUUGGAGACACUAUUCUUCUCAUACUAGCUCUUUGCUUCCACUCAGUGUUUGAAGGGAUUGCUGUAGGGGUUUCAGACACAAAGAGUGAUGCAUGGAGGAAUCUAUGGACUAUAAGUUUGCACAAGAUCUUUGCAGCCAUAGCCAUGGGGAUUGCACUGCUUAGGAUGUUACCCAAGAGGCCAUUGCUAAUGACUGCAGCUUACUCCAUGGCGUUUGCUAUCUCAAGUCCUAUUGGUGUUGGGAUUGGUAUAGCUAUUGAUGCAACAACACAAGGAAAGGUGGCUGAUUGGAUCUAUGCCAUAUCGAUGGGCAUUGCAUGUGGGGUGUUUAUCUACGUUGCUAUCAAUCAUCUUAUUGCCAAGGGUUUCAAACCACUUGAGCCUUGUUACUUUGAUAAACCAUUCUUCAAGUUUUUUGCAGUGCUUGCAGGGGUUGGAGUGAUGGCUGUUGUUAUGAUUUGGGAUUAAUCAGAGUGGAUAUGUAUAAUAUCUGAUAUGCAUGCUUGUGUUCAUGUUCUUAUGAUAAGUGGUACGUACGUACGUUCUGUAAUAUAAUGUAAUCUAUGUUUUCAAAACUUUUAAAAUCCUUGAGAA